GAGGGAGAGCAUUGAGGGUUGGGGAGUGAACUGGCUUUAACCACUGUUGUUCCUUCCGCUUUCGUCGUUAGGCUGCAGGAUGACGAAGAGUCGCAGUGAGCCCGUCAAGAAACACUUCACGGAGGUGGGAGACAACGGCAGAGCCGACAAGGGUAACAAACAACGGAUCUGCAAUUACUGUGACAAGCCUAUGGCCGGGACAGUGAGCAGGGCAAGGGACCAUUUCUUGAAGGGUUCGCGAUGCGAUGUCGAGCGCUUGCGAGGUGUUGUGUCGAGAGAAGAGUACUCGGGGAGGGUGAAGGGGAGAUUGGUUGCGAGGUCGGAGUUGGGAGUCGCUAUGGGAGAGACUGCAGAGGGGGAGUCGUCAGAGGACGACAACGAACAACGGACCGUGGAAGUCGGAGUAGUCGAUCGAUCGGAGUUUGAGGCGGGGCUCCGUCAUGCGACUCCCCAGUCGUCCACAGGUGCAGUCGGCCUCCGUAAAACGACGAUCGAGGACAACACUGUUGUAUUCAGGGCGCACGAGUACACACAACGUACGAUGGGUGACUGGAUGACGACAGAAUGCAUCCCGUUCAAUAUGAUGCGGACCGAGUACUGGGACAAUAUGGUGCAUGCCCUCAUGAACUCGCCCAAAGGAUUUCGGUACGCGGAAUUCGAGAAUGCAAGGACGAAGGGGGUUGAAGUGACGAGGGGGAGGGUCGCGAAGAGUGUGGAGGAGUUGAGGCAGGAGUGACCAACCACUGGCUGCAUGUUGCAGCUUGAUGGUUGGACAGAUCGCCGACAGAAACCACACAUCAACUAGAUGGUUUCCUUUCUGAAAGGCUCUAUCUUUUGGCGAAGUGUGUGCAUGUCAUGACGCAACAAAGGCGCCUUGACAUA
This is a messenger RNA of Chara braunii, 882 nucleotides long. The record is from the annotation of a GenBank genome assembly. NCBI's taxonomy places the organism in Eukaryota, Viridiplantae, Streptophyta, Charophyceae, Charales, Characeae.